This is a messenger RNA of Eimeria maxima, 4689 nucleotides long. RefSeq lists its product as hypothetical. The record is from RefSeq and is a predicted model, not a curated record. Lineage: Eukaryota; Apicomplexa; Conoidasida; Eucoccidiorida; Eimeriidae. Bases 1 to 4689 code for a protein of 1562 amino acids. The transcript has a single exon.
AUGGAGGUUAUAUACUUAGAUGCAGCAGCAAAAGAGGUGCAGGAUCUGCAGCAGCAGGAGUUGCUGCAGCAGGAGAUGCAGCAGCAAAUACAGCAGCAGGAGCAGCAGCAAAGAAAAAAUAAAAUUAUAAAUACUAUUAAGAAAACAACACAGGGUGUAUCUGCUGCUGUUAUUUUGCUGCUGCUGCUGCGCUUUGCUGCUACUGCAGCAGCAGCAGCAGGACUGAAGCAGACAAAGCAACCACUGCAGCAGCAGCUGCAGCCGCAAAAAGAUACAGCAACAGCAGCAGCAGCAGGAGCAGCAGGAGAAGAAGAGACACCUAUAUCUAAACAGGAGAAGCCUAUAGAUAAAAAGGAGACAAAAAAAGAAGAAAAAAAAGAAGAAAAAAAGGAGACAAUUGUCUCCUCUAUAGAGGAGACACUCUUAUCUGACGAGGAGACACUUAUAGAUAAAGAGGAGACAAUAAUUAUAAAUAAAAAGGAGACAGGGAAGGAGACAGGGGAGGAGACAGGGAGGGAGACAGGGAGGGAGACAGAGGAGGAGACAGGGAAGGAGACAGGGAAGGAGACAGGAAAGGAGGCAGGGAAGGAGACAGGGAAGGAGACAGGGAGGGAGACACCUUUAUCUAUAGAGGAGGCAAUAAAUGCAUUAAAGGAGACAAUUUUAUUUAAUAAAGAAAAAGAUAUAAAUAAUAAAAAGGAGACACCUUCCUUAGAGGAGGAAGAGGAAGAGGAGAAGGAGGAGGAGGAGGAGGAGGAAGGAGGAGAAGGAGAAGGAGGAGAAGAAGAAGAGGAGGAAGAAGAAAAGGAGACACCUAUAUAUAAAGAAAAGGAGACACCAAGAAUAAGGGAAAGAAUUAUAGGAGAAAAGGAGGUAGUAAUAGAGGGACAGACUAAGCCUAUAAUAAUAAAAGAAAUAAUGUAUUUAUCUAGUAAGGAGGAAGAAGAAGAAGAAGAAGAAGAAGGAGGAGGAGGAGGAGGAGGGGAGGAGGAGGAGACACUAGAUAAGGAGACACUUACUUAUAAGGAAGAAGAUGAUGAUGUUUUCUUACCUACAGAGGAGAUACUAACAAGAGAAGAAAGAGAAGAAUUAUUUAAUAAAAAAAAAGAAUUAAUUAAUAAAAAAAAAAAAGAAAUAAAUAAUAAACAAAAGGAUAUACUUAUUAAUAAACAAGAAAAGGAGACAAUAGAGGAAAAAAUAGGAGAAAAGGAGACACUUUUACCUACAAAGGAGACACUUGUACAAGAAAAGGAGACAGUUAUACAAGAAAAGGAGACACCUAUGCAAGAAAAGGAGACAGUUAUACAAGAAGAGGAGACAGUUGUACAAGAAGAGGAGACAGUUGUACAGGAGGCAUCUAUACAAGAAAAGGAGACACCUAUACAAGAAAAGGAGUCACCUGUACAAGAAAAGGAGACACCUGUACAAGAAAAGGAGACACCUAUACAAGAAGAGGAGACACCUGUACAAGAAAAGGAGACACCUGUACAAGAAGAGGAGACACCUAUACAAGAAGAGGAGACAGUUAUACAAGAAGAGGAGACAGUUGUACAAGAAAAGGAGACAGAUAUAGAAGAAAAGGAGACACCUAUACAAGAGGAGGAGAGAGUUAUAGAAGAAAAGGAGACACCUACACAAGAGGAGGAGACAGUUAUACAAGAGGAGGAGAGAGUUAUACAAGAAAAGGAGACAAUUUAUCCCCCUAUAGAGGAGACAAUUGUAUAUGAAGAAAAGGAGACAAUUUAUCCCCCUGUAAAGGAGACAGUUGUACAUAAAAAGGAGACACUUUAUCCUCCUAUACAAGAGACAUAUAUAUAUACAGAUAGGGAGACACCUGUCCCUAUAGAGGAUAUACCUAUAGAAGAAAAGGAGACACAUAUAGACGGAGAGGAGGAGACAGUUGUCUCCUCUAUAGAGGAGGAGACACCCUUAUAUAACCACAAAGGAGACACAGACGAAGAAGAGGAGACAAGUGUCUCCUCUAUAGAGGAGGAGACACCUAUACAAGAAAAGGAGACACCUAUACAAGAAAAGGAGACACCUAUACAAGAAGAGGAGACAGUUGUACAAGAGGAGGAGACACGUAUAGAAGAAAAGGAGAAAGAAAAGGAGACAGUUGUGUCCUCUGAUGAGGAGACAGGUGCCUCCUCUGAAUUAGAGGAAGUGUCUCCUUUAGAGGGUAAAGAAUUUCUUUAUGAAUUUGCUGUCCCUUCCCCUGUCUCCUCUUCUGUCUCCUCCUCCCUUUCCUCUUCCCUCUCCUCUUCUGUCUCCUCCUCCCUCUCCUCCUCUCUCUCCUCUUCUCUCUCUCCUUCUGUCUCCUCUUCUCUCUCCCCAUCCUCUGAUGAGGAGACAUCCUUAGGGGAAGAGGAGACACCUUCUAGGGCACAGGAGACACUUGCAAGGGGAGAGGAGACAGUCUCCCCCCCUACACAGGAGACAGUCUCCUCCCCUACACAGGAGACAAUCUUACCUAUAGAGGAGCCAGUCUCCUCCCCUACACAGGAGACAUUCUCCUCCCCUACAGAGGAGACAGUCUCCACCCCUACACAGGAGACAGCCUCCUCCCCUACAGAGGAGACAGCCUCCUCCACUGCAGGGGAGACAGCCUCCCCCACAGAGGAGACAGCCGUACCUACAGAGGAGACACCCCUAAAGGUAGAGGAGACAGUCUCUUCCUCUACAGAGGAGACACCCCUAAAGGAAGAGGAGACAGUCUCCCCUAGACAGGAGACAGUCGUACAAGGAGAGGAGACAGUCUCCCCUACAGGGGAGACUGUCGUAACUCAAGAGGAGACACCUUUAACAGGAGAGGAGACAGUCUCCCCUAAGGAGGAGACAGUCUCCCCUACAGAGGAGACAGUCUUACCUACAGAGGAGACAGUCUCCCCUACAGAGGAGACAGAAGUCCCUCAAGAGGAGACACCUUUACAAAGGGAGGAGACAGUCGUAAAAGGAGAGGAGACAGUCGUAAAAGGAGAGGAGACAGUCUCCCCUAUUAAGGAGGAGACACUUUUAUCUAAGGAGGAGGAGACAGUAGUACAAGGAGGGGAGACGGAUGUGCAUAAAGAGGAAACAGGUGUCUCCUCUAUAGAGGAGACAGUCCCCUUACCUACAGAGGAGACAGUCCCCGUACCUACAGAGGAGACAGCCUCCUUACCUACAGGGGAGACAGUCCCCUUACCUACAGAGGAGACAGCCUCCUUACCUACAGAGGAGACAGUCCCCUUACCUGAUAAGGAGACACCCUUACCUACGGAGGAGACAAAGGAGGAGACAGAAGAGGAGACAACUAUAAGAAAGGAGGAGACACCUAUAGAAGGAGAGGAGACAACUGUAAGAGAAGAGGAGACACCUAUAAGAAAAGAGGAGACACAUACAACAGAAGAGGAGACAGUCUUACCUACAGAGGAGACAAGUGUCCCCUCUACAGAGGAGACAGUCUUACAAGAAAAGGAGACACCUAUAACUAAGGAGGAGACACCCUUAAAGGAAGAGGAGACAGUCUCCCCUACAAAGGAGACAGUCUCCCCUGCUGAGGAGACAGUAUCCCCUACAGAGGAGGCAGUGUCCCCUACAGAGGAGACAGUAUCCCCUACAGAGGAGACAGUAUCCCCUACAGAGGAGACAGUCGUACCUACAGAGGAGACAGUCUCCCCUGUAGAGGAGACACCUAUACAAGGAGAGGAGACACCUAUAAAGGAAGAGGAGACACAUACAAAGGAAGAGGAGACACCUAAGACAGAAGAGGAGAGAGGUACAAAAGAAGAGGAGACACCUAUAAAGGAAGAGGAGACAAGUGUCCCCUCUACAGAGGAGACACCUUUAGCUAAGGAGGAGGCACCUGUACAAAAAGAGGAGACACCUAUGCAAGGGGAGGAGACAGCUGUAACAGGAGAGGAGACAGUCUCCCCUACAGAGGAGACACCUCUUGUACAAGGAGAGGAGACACAUAAAGAAGAGGAGACAGUUGUACAAGAAGAGGAGACACCUGUACAAGAAAAGGAGACACCUGUACAAGAAAAGGAGACACCUGUACAAGAAAAGGAGACAGUUGUACAAGAAAAGGAGACAGUUGUACAAGAAAAGGAGACACCUGAACAAGAAGAGGAGACACCUGAACAAGAAGAGGAGACAGUUGUACAAGAAGAGGAGACACCUGAACAAGAAGAGGAGACACCUGUACAAGAAAAGGAGACAAUUGUACAAGAGGAGGAGACACCUGAACAAGAAGAGGAGACAAUUGUACAAGAAGAGGAGACACCUAAAGAAGAAGAAGGUAUAGUUGCCUCCUUUUUUAGUAAGACUGUCUCCUCCCUAGUGGGGGCAUUAUUCUCUCGUAAGGAGACACCUAUACAAGAAAAGGAGACACCUAAGGAAGAAAAGGAGACACCUAAGGAAGAAAAGGAGACACCUAAGGAAGAAAAGGAGACAGUCCCCUCUAUAGAGGAGGAGACAAGAGAGGAGACAUUUUUAUCUAAGAGGGAGACACCUAUAAAGGAAGAGGAGACAACUGUCUCCUCUGCAGAGGAGGAGGCACCUAUACAAGAAAAGGAGAUACCUGUACAAGAAAAGGAGGAGACAGUCUCCUCUACAGAGGAGACACCUCAGCAAGAAGAGGAGACAGUUAUGCAGGAAGAGGACAUACCUGAGGACGGUUUGCGUUUCUUGUUCAGGGGUAGCUCCGUUUAA